UCGGUGACUGAGUAGCGGUGCUGCAGGCUUUGGACGGUUGAGGCGGUUGCCCGGCGCGAGCCCUCCUCCUCCUCCCCCCCCGCGCGGCCCCGGGGGUGGAAAUGGUGCCCUAGCAGCGCUGGGACCAUGUCGGAAGCGGCCCGGAGCCUCCUGCAGCGCUGGGGCGCCAGUUUCAGGAAAGGCACCGACUUCGACUCCUGGGGGCAGCUGGUGGAGGCGAUAGACGAGUAUCAGAUAUUAGCAAGGCAUCUACAGAAAGAGGCCCAGUCUCAACCCAACAACUCAGAAUUCACAGAAGAUCAAAAGAAAACCUUAGCAAAGAUCGCAACAUGUUUGGAACUCAGGAGUGCAGCUUUGCAGGGCCCUUUCAGGAAACAAGAGUCUACACAGUCCCAGGAAGAAUUUAAGCUAGAGGAUCUGAAGAAACUAGAACCAAUCUUAAAGAAUAUUCUUUCCUAUAAUAAAGAAUUCCCCUUUGAUGUUCAGCCUGUUCCGCCAAGGAAGAUCUUAGCACCUGGUGAAGAGGAAGAUUUGGAAUUUGAAGAAGAUGAGGAGGAGGGUGGAGCUGGAGCAGGAUCUCCAGACGCGUUUCCUGCCAGAAUUCCAGGAGCCAAUGAAGGUACAUUAUUACCCAGACUGCCAUCUGAACCCGGGAUGACGUUGCUUACUAUCAAAAUAGAGAAAAUUGGUCUUAAAGAUGCUGGGCAGUGCAUCGAUCCCUAUAUCACAGUUAGUGUGAAAGAUUUGAAUGGGAUAGACUUGACUCCUGUGCAGGACACACCAGUUGCUUCAAGGAAGGAGGACACAUAUGUUCAUUUUAAUGUGGACAUCGAGAUUCAGAAACAUGUUGAAAAAUUAACAAAAGGUGCAGCUAUUUUCUUUGAAUUUAAACACUAUAAGCCUAAGAAAAGGUUCACCAGCACCAAGUGCUUUGCCUUCAUGGAGAUGGAUGAAAUUAAACCUGGACCAAUUGUUAUAGAACUGUACAAAAAACCCACUGACUUCAAGAGGAAGAAACUCCAGUUGUUGACCAAGAAGCCACUUUAUCUUCACCUCCAUCAAACACUGCACAAAGAGUGACUUUUGUGAACUGAACCACUUGCCACAAAACCAUAGCAGCUGCCUUAUGUAGCACUCAUCCUUCAGGACGCAGGGGAAAUGGCUGCAUUUUACCCAGC
Messenger RNA from Zootoca vivipara (common lizard), 1178 nucleotides. It is a transcript of the gene AIDA, whose product is annotated as axin interactor, dorsalization associated. NCBI's taxonomy places the organism in Eukaryota, Metazoa, Chordata, Lepidosauria, Squamata, Lacertidae. Gene Ontology annotation, biological process: determination of ventral identity. Gene Ontology annotation, molecular function: phosphatidylinositol binding. Gene Ontology annotation, cellular component: membrane. The record is from RefSeq and is a predicted model, not a curated record.